AUGGCUCGUCGCUCCGUGCUGGCGCUGGUGGGCAGCUGCGCCCUGACCGGAGGCCUCGUCUUCGUGCCCGGCUUGCUGCCCAGCGCAGCUCCGUCUCGGACUGGCAUCCGAGCUGGCCAGCAGGCCGAUCUCGUGGCAGCCGCCGGGGAGAGCAGCAAUGUCGGCGCGUUGCCAGGCCUCUUUGGCGGCGUCGUGCUCGGCCUCCUCCUGAGCCUGGCCACCGCCUCGCCCGCCUUGGCUGAGGACGCCCCCGCGGCCGACGCGGCGCCCGCGGCCCCGGCCGCCAAGGAGCUCUCGGACGAGGAAAUCUUGGCCAAGGGCUGCGAUAUCCGUGUGGACUGCAAGACCCAGGAGGAGCAAUUCCGUUGGGCGAAGGCGUAUUACAGGAAGUACAACCGGGAAACCGACGGCAAGGACCCUAAGUACGCCGAAGCCUCUACGGGUGCAGGCACCUACCGCAAGUACAAGGUUGACCUGUACAUUGAAAGCACGGGAAUCCCGAGCACGACGGACGGCACCUACCAACUCUCCGCCUCAUCCCAGGCAUUCAAGCCUAUCUGGGAGCAGUACAACAAGGACCUGCGCGAGAGAUAUGCGAAGGUCUACGGCGUCUCAGAUGAGCCCAUCCGCUGGAACAAAGAAUACUAUGACGAGAAGCUGAGCCCGUUCAAGACCCUGGGCUAA
Symbiodinium natans is the source of this 684-nucleotide messenger RNA. NCBI's taxonomy places the organism in Eukaryota, Dinophyceae, Suessiales, Symbiodiniaceae. The record is from the annotation of a GenBank genome assembly.